AUGGGGAGACUCCUCACGUUUCUGCAGAAACUGGCCUUCCUGGGUCAGGACCACGGGUACAAGGCGCUGGAGAGGGACGAAGUAGAGACCUUGAUUGAUAACCAGUGUGAGCUAAAGGCCAUCGAAAGAGAAAAAACUGUCACAGCCCUGCCGCCCAGGGAAGCAUGUAAAUGCAGCAAAGAGGAUUUGGCCAGAGCCUUCCAUGUGGACCUUGACAGUGGCCUGUCAGAGAUGGCAGUGGCCCAGCGCAGGCUGGUCCAUGGCUGGAAUGAGUUUGUCACUGAUAACGCUGAGCCCAUGUGGAAGAAGUACCUGGAUCAGUUCAAGAACCCCCUGAUCCUGCUGCUGCUGGGCUCAGCCGUGGUGAGUGUCCUCACCAAGGAGUAUGAGGACGCCAUCAGCAUCGCCCUGGCUGUGCUCAUCGUGGUGACUGUUGGCUUCAUCCAGGAAUACAGGUCGGAGAAAUCUCUGGAAGAGCUGACCAAGCUGGUGCCUCCAGAGUGCAACUGCCUGAGGAACGGCAAGCUCCAGCAUAUGCUCGCACGAGACCUGGUUCCAGGAGACAUCGUCUCCCUGUCCAUCGGAGACCGGAUCCCUGCUGACAUCCGACUCACUGAGGUCACAGACCUCCUGGUGGAUGAAUCCAGUUUCACAGGAGAAGUGGAGCCAUGCAGCAAAACAGACAGCCCGUUGGUGGGCGGCGGGGAUCUCAGCACCCUGAGCAACGUGGUCUUCAUGGGAACCCUGGUGCAGUGUGGGAAGGGGCAGGGAGUGGUGAUCGGAACCGGGGAACAGUCUCAGUUCGGAGAAGUGUUCAAGAUGAUGCAGGCAGAAGAGACGCCUAAAACUCCACUGCAGAAGAGCAUGGACAGGCUGGGCAAGCAGCUGACCAUCUUUUCCUUUGGCAUCAUUGGUCUCCUGAUGCUGGUUGGUUGGAUGCAAGGCAAGCCCCUUCUCAGCAUGUUCACUAUCGGGGUCAGCCUGGCUGUGGCAGCCAUCCCAGAGGGCCUGCCCAUCGUAGUCAUGGUGACACUGGUCCUGGGGGUGCUGCGGAUGGCUAAGAAGCGGGUCAUUGUGAAGAAGCUGCCCAUCGUGGAGACUCUUGGCUGCUGUAAUGUCAUCUGCUCUGACAAGACAGGCACACUGACAGCCAACGAAAUGACAGCAACCCAGCUCGUCACAUCCGAUGGGUUCCAUGCUGAGGUCAGUGGAGUUGGGUACAGCGGCGAAGGGACUGUGUACCUCCUCCCAUCCAAGGAAGUAAUCAAGGGAUUCAGCAAUGUUUCGGUGGGGAAGCUGGUGGAGGCAGGCUGCGUCGCCAACAACGCUGUCAUCAGGAAGAACACUGUAAUGGGACAGCCCACAGAAGGGGCCUUGAUGGUGCUGGCCAUGAAGAUGAACUUAGGUGGUGUCAAAGAUUCCUACACACGGAGAAAAGAGAUUCCCUUCAGCUCAGAGCAGAAGUGGAUGGCAGUGAAGUGCAGCCCGAAGAACGAGGAUCAGGAAGACGUUUACUUCAUGAAGGGGGCCUUUGAGGAAGUGAUCCAUCACUGUAGCAUGUACAACAAUGGGGGCAUCCCCCUGCCUCUGACGCCCCAACAGAAGUCCUACUGGCUACAGGAAGAGAAGAAGAUGGGAUCGCUGGGCCUGCGGGUGCUGGCCCUGGCGUCUGGGCCCGAGCUGGGGAGACUGACAUUCCUGGGUCUAGUGGGUAUCAUCGACCCCCCAAGGGCUGGUGUCAAGGAAGCAGUCCGGGUCCUCUCCGAGUCUGGUGUGUCAGUGAAGAUGGUGACAGGAGAUGCCCUGGAGACAGCCGUGGCCAUAGGAAGAACCAUCGGCCUGUGCCACGAGAAGCUGAAAGCCAUGUCUGGGGAGGAGGUGGAAGGCAUGGAGCAGGACGCACUGGCUGCCCGAGUGAGGCAGGUGUCUAUAUUCUUCAGGACCAGCCCGAAGCAUAAGGUUAAAAUCAUAAAGGCAUUGCAGGAGUCAGGGGCGAUUGUAGCCAUGACGGGGGACGGUGUGAAUGAUUCAGUCGCCCUGAAGUCUGCGGACAUCGGGAUCGCCAUGGGCCAGACAGGGACGGACGUCAGCAAAGAGGCCGCCAACAUGAUUCUGGUCGACGAUGACUUCUCAACCAUUAUGAGCGCGGUGGAGGAAGGCAAAGGCAUCUUUUACAACAUCAAGAACUUCGUCCGCUUCCAGCUGAGCACGAGUAUUGCAGCCCUGAGCCUCAUUACCCUGUCCACCGUGUGCAACCUGCCCAGCCCCCUCAAUGCCAUGCAGAUCCUGUGGGUGAACAUCAUCAUGGAUGGGCCGCCAGCGCAGAGCCUGGGGGUGGAGCCUGUAGACAGAGAUGCCCUGCGGAGGCCUCCACGGAGCAUCAGGGACACGAUCCUGAAUAGAGCCCUGAUCCUGAAGGUCCUCAUGUCAGCUGCUGUCAUCAUAGCAGGGACCCUCUUUAUCUUCUGGAGAGAGAUCCCAGAGAAUGGGACCAGCACUCCACGCACCACCACCAUGGCCUUCACCUGCUUCGUGUUUUUCGACCUCUUCAAUGCCCUAAGCUGUCGCUCACAGACCAAGCUGAUAUUUGAGAUUGGCUUCUUCCGGAACCGCAUGUUCCUGUACUCGGUCCUUGGGUCCCUUCUUGGGCAGCUGGCUGUGAUCUAUGCCCCGCCCCUGCAGCGGAUCUUCCAGACAGAAAACCUGAGAGCCCUCGACCUGCUGCUGUUAGCUGGCCUGGCCUCGUCUGUCUUCUUUCUGUCGGAGCUGUUCAAGCUGUGUGAGAAGUCCUGCUCUGGAGACAGGACCCCCCCGGACGGUCCCAGGGGCCGUGUAAAGGAACCACCAUUACUGCCCUCAGUGACCACACAGCAUCAGGACCCUGGCUCCACCCAUCCUGACCCUGCUGGGAUGCACAGCGGCUGCCAGAGCGAGCUGGACCUGCACCGUAGCAUUGCUCACCGGCAACACCUGCUCUCGGGUCCUCCACACCUCCCUCUCAGGAGCGGGAGCCCGAGCUUGCGUCUCAAGAAGCUGGACACGAGACACUCAUAG
Messenger RNA from Onychomys torridus (southern grasshopper mouse), 3054 nucleotides. RefSeq names its product ATPase secretory pathway Ca2+ transporting 2 (gene Atp2c2). Gene Ontology annotation, molecular function: ATP binding; ATP hydrolysis activity; P-type calcium transporter activity. The record is from RefSeq and is a predicted model, not a curated record. Gene Ontology annotation, cellular component: Golgi membrane; plasma membrane; endoplasmic reticulum. Gene Ontology annotation, biological process: intracellular calcium ion homeostasis; manganese ion transport; calcium ion transmembrane transport. Lineage: Eukaryota; Metazoa; Chordata; Mammalia; Rodentia; Cricetidae. Bases 1 to 3054 code for a protein of 1017 amino acids. The transcript is spliced from 28 exons.